GAACUGAUGUCGCUGCGAAUUGAGCUGCUAAUUGAGCUGUAGCUUAAGUGGGCGUGGCUGUAUUCAUGAUGCGACUGGCGAAGUUGACACAAAGUUUUACGCUUAAAAAUGCGUCGCAAAAGUGCACGGAUCAAACGCACGCCAAGCGUCACGGCAGCAGCAGCAGCAACGGUGCAGGCCAGAGCAUUGGAAGCGGCGGGAACGUUAACGGCCUGGCGGCCACGGCGGCGACUGCAGCAGCAACAACGAGGAACGGCAGCAGCAGCACGAACACCAGCGGCGGCAGCAGCCACAACAACAGCAACAGUAGCAACAGUAGCAACAGUAACAGCAGCAACAGCAGCAGCAGCAACAGCAACAGCAGCAAACGUAAAUCAAAGCCGCGAACAAAGUGCUUCGGUGGCACAGUGUUUCGCUGUUGCCUACCUUGUCGCGGGGGCGGCUCCGCAGCCCCCGCCACAAGUCCGCCCCAAACACCCGCGCAGACUCCGGACGAACUGCUGAAGCCCAAAGCACAGACACAACAACAGACACAGAUACAGAGACAAGGAACAACACCGCAAACCGAUUUGCUGACAGACAACGAGCAACCAGAAAAGCAAUCACAAGAGCAACAGCAACAACAACAGCAACAAUUGCUGGACAUUGAGACAGAGGAACCGUGCGGCAUUGCGGGUGAGAAGAAGCAUUCGUUAGCGGAUACGAUUGGCACAUCGGUGACAACGCCCAUAUCCCUGAAGACGCUCAUCAACGACGUUGACGAGGACUUGGAGCAUCCGUUGAGCGCUGCCGAUAUCGCAGCCGCAAGUUUGGCCAGCGGCUUGGUUGCCCGACGCGCCGAACCGGAGACACUCAGUGACGCCAGCGUAUCGCCCACCGUUGUCGUCUUGCAGCUGUCGAGCACAGUGACAGCGAGCAUAGCGCCCAGUCUAACGCUGCCAGAAGCAGCGAGCACUCUGACGACAAGCGUUACGACAACACCCUCAGCAGCAGCAACAGCAGCAGCCACAGCAGCAGCAACGCUGUUGUCCACAACUAGUAGCAGCGUCUCCCCCACGUCGCCGUCGCCCAGUGGCGUUUAUAGUGCCAAUCAGCAGGUAACAGGCGGCAGCACAGCAACAACUAGCAGUAACAGUAACAGCGGCGGCGGCGGCAGCAGUGGAGGAGCAGCAGCAACAACACAGCAGCAACAACAACAACAGCAGCAGCAGCAACAGCAACGUUGUAGUUGUCAGCCACAGACAUCACCAUUGCCGCACAUCAAAGAGGAGGAAGAAUCCGAGCAGCAACAAUUGCAACAGGCAAACAAUCGCCAGGCGGCAAACAACAGUCCCAUCAAGGGGCUCGAGGAACCGCUGCCACCCAUCACAAUAGCCGGAGCUGGCUAUUGUGGCAGCUGUGAGAGUGUUCAUCAGUCGUCGGGUACCACCUCAUCGUCGGCAGCAACAGCCGGAGGCGGCGGAGGGGGCAGUUCACAACCAGAAUACGUUGGUGCAUCGACGCCAUCGCCACGCAUCAAAUUAAAGUUCCGUAAACCGCAUAAAUCGUGCUGGUCGCGCAUUGUUCUUGCACCGAUUGGCAGCAGCAACAGCGGCACUGGAGGCGGCGGCGGUUCGUCAUCGGCAACGGUUAUUGGCAGCAAUUCAAACGAAACUUUAGCUUCCAGCGGCAGCACCGGCAACACAAAUACCACCAACAACAGCAGCAGCAUCAGUGUUGCUGCACAUCAUCGCUUGGCAUCAUCAUCGGCAUCGGCACUCGCCUCGCAUCCCAGCAACUCGCAGCUGCUGCCCACCAGCAAAAUGCAGGCCGAACAGGGUUCUAUUGGGGAUCUGCAGAAGUACCACAGUCGCUAUCUUAAGAAUCGGCGUCACACCUUGGCCAAUGUUCGUUUCGAUGUAGAAAAUGGCCAGGGCGCCCGAUCACCGCUUGAAGGCGGUUCACCCAGCGCUGGUUUGGUACUACAGAAUUUACCGCAACGUCGCGAAUCCUUUCUAUAUCGCUCCGAUUCGGACUUUGAGAUGUCACCAAAGUCAAUGUCCAGAAACUCAAGCAUCGCUAGCGAAAGGUUUAAAGAACAGGAGGCCUCUAUACUCAUUGACAGAUCCCAUGGCGAGGAUCUCAUUGUAACGCCGUUUGCCCAAAUUUUAGCCAGUUUACGUUCAGUGCGCAACAAUUUAUUAAGUCUGACAAAUGUACCAGCAUCAAACAAAUCCAGGCGGCCAGCUCAAUCAUCAUCCGUCGGACGGUCCGGAAAUGCGGGCGGCGUUCAACUAGCACAGGGCGAUGAGGCCUACACACGCCUGGCCACCGAUACCAUUGAGGAGUUAGACUGGUGCUUGGAUCAGCUGGAGACUAUACAAACGCACCGCAGUGUCUCCGACAUGGCAUCGCUUAAGUUCAAGCGCAUGCUUAACAAGGAGCUCUCACACUUUAGUGAGUCCAGCAGAUCAGGAAAUCAAAUUUCCGAAUAUAUUUGUUCAACAUUUUUGGACAAGCAACAAGAGUUCGAUUUACCCUCGCUGCGCGUUGAGGAGAACACUGAACACUCAACCGCUCAACCAAUUGCCGCCAACCAGCAAUAUCCGCGCAGUCGAUCGCCCCGCGGUCCGCCGAUGUCACAAAUAAGCGGAGUUAAGCGGCCGCUGUCGCACACAAACAGCUUCACCGGCGAGCGUCUGCCCACGUUUGGCGUGGAGACGCCGCACGAGAAUGAGCUGGGCACACUGCUCGGCGAAUUGGAUACGUGGGGCAUUGAGAUAUUCAAAAUUGGCGAACUCAGCUGCAAUCGUCCGCUCACCUGUGUGGCAUACACCAUAUUUCAGAGUAGAGAAUUACUGACCAGUCUUAUGAUACCACCGAAAACUUUUCUUAACUUUAUGACUACUCUGGAGGACCACUACGUCAAAGACAAUCCGUUUCACAAUUCGCUGCAUGCCGCUGACGUGACACAGAGCACAAAUGUGCUACUAAAUACACCGGCAUUGGAGGGUGUAUUCACGCCCCUCGAGGUGGGCGGGGCGCUGUUCGCCGCUUGCAUACACGAUGUUGAUCAUCCUGGCUUAACCAAUCAGUUUUUGGUUAAUUCAAGUUCCGAACUAGCAUUAAUGUACAAUGACGAAUCUGUUUUGGAAAAUCAUCAUUUAGCUGUUGCCUUCAAAUUAUUGCAAAAUCAAGGAUGUGAUAUAUUCUGUAAUAUGCAAAAGAAACAACGCCAAACUUUGAGGAAAAUGGUUAUUGAUAUUGUGCUCUCCACUGACAUGUCCAAGCACAUGAGCCUGCUGGCCGAUCUGAAGACCAUGGUGGAGACCAAAAAGGUCGCUGGCUCCGGGGUGCUGUUGCUAGACAAUUAUCAAGAUCGCAUGCAGGUGCUUGAGAAUCUGGUGCACUGCGCUGAUCUGAGCAAUCCCACCAAGCCAUUGCCGCUAUAUAGGCGCUGGGUGGCACUGCUGAUGGAGGAGUUCUUUUUACAGGGCGACAAGGAGCGCGAAUCGGGCAUGGACAUUAGUGCGAUGUGCGAUCGCCAUAAUGCGACUAUUGAGAAGUCACAAGUGGGCUUCAUCGAUUACAUUGUGCAUCCGUUGUGGGAGACAUGGGCCGAUCUGGUGCAUCCCGAUGCCCAAGAUAUACUCGAUACGCUUGAAGAGAACAGAGACUACUAUCAGAGCACGAUACCGCCAUCGCCACCGCCAUCGACAGCCGAUGAAAUACCGCAGGAUGAAAAGAUACGAUUCCAGGUAACACUGGAGGAGUCCGAUCAGGAGAAUCUGGCCGAGCUGGAGGAGGAGUGCGACGAGAGCGAGAGCCGGGGAGAUGCCGGCUCCAGCAGCACCACUGGCACCACAGCAACUGGCGUUGCCGGCGGUGGCAAGCCGUCAGGGAGUCAAAAUCAAGCGCCACACGGUGGAAUGUGACGGAGAGUCGUGGGAAUUUAUCGGAAAUUAACGGAGAAAGCGCACAGCUUUUUCCUGAUUCGUUAGUGACUACAAUUUUAAUCAACCACAAAAACCGAAAACAAACAAAACAACAACAACAAGAAAGCAAACAUAACUUAGAAACAACCACAACAAAAACCGUUUAAUCGUAAAAAGAGAGACAACAAAAAAAAAAACAAACAAAUUUAUUUAAAAUGAAUGAAAAAAACCCCAAAAAAAUAUAUAAAAAUAUAAAAAAAAAACAAAAAAAAAACGAAAACAAAAAACAUAUAUAUAUACAUAUAAAAAUAAAGAAUUAAACAAAUGUUUAAAGAGUAAAAAAAAACCAAAAAACAGCAAUAGCAAACGUACCGUUUAACUUAUAGUGAAUGAAACGAAGGAAAAGAUGAGAAACAAAAGCAAAAACAUAAGAAAUUAGAAAUUUACUUGAUGAAAAAUGAGAUUGAUGUGGAUUACACAGAAAACUAAAACACAAAAAGAAAUAUGAAACGGCUGAGCACGGCGUUUAAACCAUAAACAUUAACAUUAACAUUAAAAAAGAAAAGAACAGAAAAGAAAAAAACAAAAAACAAACAUUGUUAAUCUUAAAGCCCGAAUCCAAGACAAGACAACAAAAAACGUACUGCAAAAAGCAAAAAAACGAAACAAAAACAAACAGAAAAACCCCAAUAAGAACAACAAGCAUAGACGAUUUUUGUUGCAUGUUAAAAUUGAUUUUAAUAAUUAUUACUUUGUUUUUUUUUUUUUAAUUAACUGUUAAGCAACAAAACGAAAUUUACUCUUUAAUAGAAACCAACAACAAUAAUCAAUAAUUUUGUUAAGUUUAAGGCAACAACUAGUUGUUUUUUGUUUUUUUUUUUAUUAUAUUGACAAAACCCAAAGCCAAGAAGGCAACUAUAUCAACAACAACAACAACUAUCAACUACAUAAAAAAUUAUGAUUAUUGAGUUUUUUUUAAGCUAAUUCUUAAAUGCGCAACGCUUCAAGUUUUAAACAAACGAAAGAAAACCAAAAAAAAAAAACAAAAACAAAAAAAAACCAUAAACAAAUUGUUUUGCAUGCUUAAAUUUAUAUUUAAAUUAUUCAUUAAUUACGUAUUAGUUUAAAAAGCAAAAGCUCUUAUUAUACUGUUGACGAUUGCGUUAUUUGUUGUUUAAAUUUGAAAUUUUAUUUAUUGAAAAACAAACAAACAAACAAAAAAACGACAAAGCAAAACAAAAAACAAGCACUAACUGCAAUUAGAUCUAUAUACAUACAUGUAAGCCACUUCCUUCAGAACCCCAAAAACCAAACACAAAAAAAAAAUAACUAAUACCACCCUGCAGACAAAUCCAGUGAAUUCAACUAUAUUGAACAAAAAACAAAAAAAUUGAAGGUAAAAUUCUAAAAAAAACAUAAAAGAAAUCAAGCAGUCUGCAUCAAAAUCGAUAGUUGUAACUAUACUAACUAUAUGCAUAAAAACAUAAACAUACAUAUGUAACCAAAACACACAUACUUAUACAUAUAAAUAUAAUAUGUUGUUUUUUUUUUUAAUUAUUUGUAAAUAAUUUAAAUGUUGGACUCGAAUUUAAAACAAGCAAAGCAGCGAAUUGCUUGCAACUAAAAAUGAAAACACUUAAAAGAUAAACGAAACAAACAAACAAACAAGAAAAAAAAAACAGGAAAAACAAAGCCAAAAAGAAAAAAAAUGACACAAAAAAACACACGUUUGAUUUGCUUGAAACUUAACAAAAGAAACUGCUGCAUAAUUAGUAAAAAAAAGAAAAGAAAAAAAUAUUAAAAUAAAAGAAAAGAAAGAGAAUGAACGUAACGUCAGAUUAUUACAAUUUUUGUUGCUUCCAAGUAAAACGCUGUCUUCGCAAAAUAUAAUUUUUAGUAGUAGAGAAACUAACUGAGAAAAGUAUGCCAAAACGUUGUUUACAUUUGGAUUGAUUCUGAUUGAUUGAUUGAUUAAUUGAUUGACUGUUUGAUUGAUUUGCUUAUUCAGACAUUUCAAGCACAAGCACUAGCGAAAGCAAAAGCAAAUUCAACUUUAACUGAUUUCAAAAGCGAAAACCAAAAAUUAAACUAAUCUAAAUUAAACAAAACAAAAGUCAUUGGCUCUGUACCAUUAAAAAAUAACACAAACACAAACAUACACACACACACACAUAAACACUUAGGCAUACACCUAGAUACAUACUUACAAAAUAUGUGUAUAUAGAAACUAUAUAUAUCACAUAUAACUAUAUUAACGAGUCACAUAUUCUCACGCUGGUGCGUGAUCGAUGCAAGUGGCAGGCCAAAUAAAAAGCGCAUAAUUUAUUAUGUUUAUUGUUAUUAAUUUAUUAAUUCUUUUUUUUCUAACUAUACAUAAACACACAAACACACACACACACACAUUGUAUGCUAUAUAUAUGUAUAUUUAUAUAUAUGAAUAUAUUUUAUUUUGUGUUUAAGCGGGCAGGAUCCGUGAAAUUGUGUUUUAUAUCCUGUGCACAUCAACAAUUGUACAUAGAGAUAAGCAUUCAACCCUUUUAAUCGUAUUACUAUUGAUGUCUCCGUUGUCCGUCAAUCUCUAUCUUUAACUCUUAACUGAUUCAAGCAUAAAUAAAUGUCCAUACUGAAGGGUAACCGAGUAGAACCGAUUGUGCACCGGGUAUCUGCUAGUCGAGCAACCUCGACUAGAUCACACUUGUUUUUUUUCGAUUUUUUAUUCGAUAUAAUUAUAUACAUACUUAUAUAUAUAUAAAAUUGAAAUGCAAAUGAAAAUGAACCUUGAUGGUCUAAAAAUAUCAUUAAAAUAAAAUUAUUAUGCACUUAAAACAAAUGAUGAUAUACAAAAAAACAAAAAUUCCUUAUAUAUUGUAUAUGAGAAAAACAAAACAAACAAAAAACAAAAGCGAGUUGAGCAAGUUGUUGUAACUGAAAGAAGGAAAUAAUAAAUAUGAAUCAAAUGGAAAUAAUGAAAAUGAUAAAUGAUAAAUUAUAGCAAUUUAAGCAGCAUUGUAAAUGUGCGCUUCAGAUUUACUUUUGAAAUUAAUGCAUUGAAUGGAAAGCAAAAAGAAAGCAAACAAAAAAACAAAAAAAAAACACGAUAAGGAAAUAUCUAAAAAUAAAUUAAUAUAUAUAUAUUUAUAUGUAUAUAUGCGUAUAUAUGUAUAGGUAUAUUUAGAUAUAUAUGUAUGCAUGUACAUGUAUAUGUAUGUAUAUUUAGAUAUAUAUAUGUCUAUAUAUUAUGUAUGCGAGUACAUACAAUAGUUGAAAGCUGGGCGCAGUCCAUGGCAAAACUGAAAGCUACUUUAACAAUUGAGUGAAAUGAAAUUACAAAUAAAUGAAACAAAAAAAAAAAAACAAAAAAACAAAAACAAAAAACCAAA
Drosophila albomicans is the source of this 7294-nucleotide messenger RNA. It is a transcript of the gene dnc, whose product is annotated as cAMP-specific 3',5'-cyclic phosphodiesterase. NCBI's taxonomy places the organism in Eukaryota, Metazoa, Arthropoda, Insecta, Diptera, Drosophilidae. The transcript has 13 exons. The coding region runs from base 66 to 3914 and encodes 1282 amino acids. Gene Ontology annotation, cellular component: perinuclear region of cytoplasm; cytosol; nucleus. Gene Ontology annotation, molecular function: 3',5'-cyclic-AMP phosphodiesterase activity. Gene Ontology annotation, biological process: signal transduction. The record is from RefSeq and is a predicted model, not a curated record.